UAAGCACCACAUCUACACGUCUUUUCAAUACCUCCAAGGAUGGUGACUCAACUACUUCCAAAGAAAUACUUAAGGGAUCAUUGCAAGACUUGCAGAAGCAAACCCUGCCUUGCUCUCACUGCUGAAUCCCAGGGAGAUUUCUUCCCAGGCAGCUCCUGGACAGGGAGAGGUUAAUCGUGCCUGCUGGUUUUGCAUGGCCCACUUGCAAGUCAAAAUUAGUGGGCAUCCAAUGUUCCACACCCAAGAAGGUUUCCGCGUACCUCUCAUGCACGCAUUCAUGUAUGCAUUCAUGUUAACUCGCCUCUCUGUGGUGCGUAGCUUUUGCAUUAGAAGAGGAAGCGUCCUCUCAAUUUCACUCUAUACACAAUGUGUGCGUUUCAAAUACAUACUGUGAAAUAGCAUUUUGCAGAAAGAAAACCUUCACUGUCUUUGAAGUGAGAAGGUGGUUAAAUAGGAGCACAUCACUUAGUCGGAGUCAAGAUUCUCACUUCAUCUUGCCAGGCGCUGCUGAGACUUUGGGCAGUGAAAAUGGCAGGGAAAACUUGGACUAUAGCCCAAAAAAAUGUGGGCUCAAUUCCUUAAAGUAUUUUAGUUUAAAUGAGGUCAAAGACUAUUCCUGAGCUUGCUGUGAAGCAUGUGCUUAAGUACCUUCUGGAACUGGGAUCUAAACUUGGAGGGCAAAUGAUUUGGCUUUUUUUGGUACCCUCAGGAAACAGCCUGCGACAGAAGAGUUUCUGUCAGGUUGAAUUUCGGAGAUUAGAUACUGACUGCCCUUACUUAUCCUUUUGGACUUGAGAGAUAGGGUCCUUCCUAAUUGUGCUAACCAUGCUGAAGUUUCAGGAUCAAAGUGCUCCAGGGUGUUUGUUUGUUUGCUCUGUGCUCAAACAGCCCUUAUCUCACAUCACUUUUUGUGGGAUUCAGUUAGAAAAACCAGUGACUGUUAACUUCACGCUUCUGCUUACAGCUCCCGACACGAUCAUUGCUCUGUAGACAGAGCAGAUCGUGUUGAGUUUCGUUGUCACUGCGAAGAUACAGUACCAGGGGCUGUGGCAGUACAGCGGCACAGCUUCCUGCUCUGUGGGCAAGCCUGGAACUAGGUCAAACAGCAAAAGCAAGUAAUUGUUGAAGUAUUAGAAGAUGCGUAUCUUCAGGAAUGGGGCAGGGGGCUCUCAGCUCUGUAGCCAACCCGCAGACGAUUUUUUGCAAAGAAUUCCAGGAACUUCAUGAGAAUUCACAUAGAAAUUCAGGAUAAUCUAACAUUUUUGCUGGCAUGGAAUUUGUCUGUUACUACGAGAGAGCAUCGCGAUGCAGAAGGACCGCACAGUGCCAUGGUGUGGGAUGCCUAUCUGGGUUUGUGUCGCAGUGCAGCGUGCCUGUCUGGCCUUGUGUCGGAGACCCAGGAGCUCUAGAUGGAAAAAUAAACAAACCCUGGGAUGUGUCGUGAUGCGGCGUGCAACUGUGCAGAGAAAGAGCUGAGGUCUGAAGCAAGUCUGAGUAACAGGCUCUCUCUUCUGGGGCUUUGUUUUUCUGGUAUAGUAGAGAAACAGCCUAAGUCUACAGGGACCUGAGCUGCAGUGUUUUGCAUCUUUUUUGGUGGUGUUUAUUUUGGGGAUUUCUUGUUGGUUUUGGUAUGGUAAGACUGCUCUCACACCUACACACAUAACAAUUAUGUUAUGCCUAGAUAGACACCCUCAUUGCUGGCCUACUUUACACUUGCUUACCAGUGCAAACUCUUACAUAUAUACCAUGACCUGGUCUUUUUAAUGAUAAAGUGGUAUCAGGCAUAUUUGCAUAUUUGUUCUUAAAUAAAAUUCUGGAUGUGUCUGAAUUGUGACUGUAGUCACCAGCUCAGAGUCUGCUAACAGUGAGAGCAGGGGGGAAAUCUACGCGUAUGAGAAGCUCAAAAGAAUCUGUUAACGUGCAUUAUUCUCAUGGUCCUUGUGAAGAUGGAUGGUGGCUUUUUACUGUACAGCAAGCAAAAUUAUUGGGUUGAAUUGUUGGAAUUAAGGUGUGGUGAGAAAGACUAAUUACUCAGCCCUCAGAUGCCUUUUAAACUGUGGGUGAGUAGAUGCCCCAUGCUGUGAUGGUCCGUCACUGCAUUUUUGACGUAUGUGAUUGAGGGUGGAAAAAGAGCAUUGCAUGCAACACCAUUGAUCACAGGCUACACAUUUUUUUCAGUCUGGGAGUACUAGUAAUUUUAUUUUUAAUUUCAGUGGCUCCCCUCAUGAUACUUCCCCAAACUAGUCCAGUCACCUUGAAGAAGUUUUCCUAUAUAGAGCACUAAUUCGCGUAGAGCAGUGAUAUCACUGGUUUUUUGUAAUAAUUUAAAUGAGAAGGUAGAAAUCUUUGAAUUAAAUUAUAAUUUCUUAAUCUCAUUUUUUUUCCACAGGUACUUUUUAAUUUCUUUCCUUGAAAUACACUUUCAUUAGUUGUGGUGUAAUGAUUUACCACUGAAUGGAGUUUUUAGAAUAAAUGGGGCACUUAUUUUUGCUAACAGGGAUACUCUAUAUCUGUCCAUAAAUAUCUAGGCAUUUGUGUAGCUUAAUGCACAAUUCCUCAUCUUCUUCAUGUUAUAAUUUUGAUAUUAAAGAGGUACCAUUGUGGAAAGCUUUCUUUCCCCCAGCAGGGAUUAUUUUAUGUGAUUUGAAACAAGCUGCAUUUGAAUGGAAUUGGAAUUCAGUAAAAAUGCACAAAAGCAUUUACAAACUUUUAAAAAGUAUUUUAAAUUAAUUAAUUAUGUGAAAUUACCUACCAAUAAGAUAGGUGGUUUUUUCCGUGUUGAAUUUUUCACUCGGUUUUGAUUGCAGUUCUUUUUUUUUUUUUUUUUUUUUGUAAAAACAUUCAAAUACAAAAUUCCAGUUUUCUUUGACACUACCUAUUUAGAAAGCAGUAAGUGAAAUACACAAAGGAGUCAGAACUUUAGUGCAAACUGAUAAACUGCACAGUCCGGUACAACUUCCUUCUGCUAUUUAGGAGAACUGCUGUGCACUGAAGCUCAAAGGCGUGAUGUUACCCUUCUUACCACAUUAUACAAUUACAUUAUAAAUCACAUAUGCUGCUACAUAUCAAUAACGCACCUGAAUUCCCUUGAAGCUGAAAACCUGUGAAUGAUGUCCAUGCACAGAAGUGUUAAGUAUGUUGAACUUGUGUGUUAGUGCUUAUUUGCAACAGAAAUGUGACUUGGCUUUGGGACAGCUCUGCUUUUGCUGGGCAGGAAAAGCCAAAUCUUUUCUUUCUUACCUGCUAUGAAACACACUCAGAAAGAGCACAAAUACAACGACCAGCCGCAGAGGUGGGGAGAGCUGUUGUCCCAGUCGUGUCCAAGCAGUGCCAAGCAGGGAGGGCUGACAUCAGCAGCAAAUAUCUGCAGAGAGCCGACGGGGCUUAUAGCCGCGCUGGCCUGGAUACGGCCUGAGUAUUCCCCAGUGCCAGGGAUCCCCAGCUGGCACUGCUUGGAGUUUGUUGGCCAGAAGAGUGCAAAAUUAUCUUUUUCAGCCAAGGAUCCUGCCCACCAGGGGAUAUAUGUUCACUUGUUCAAAGGAAUAUCAGUAAAAGGCCAAGAUCAUUCCUACUCCAAAUUUGAAGAAAAGAGUCAGAAGCGGCCAGUCUGCAGGCAUGGCGGAAGCGUUGGUUCGUGCUGCGCAGAGGCCGCAUGAGCGGGAACCCGGACGUGCUGGAGUACUACAGGAACAACCACUCCAAAAAGCCCAUUCGGAUCAUCGACCUCAACGAGUGCGAAGUGCUGAAACACUCGGGGCCCAACUUCAUCAAGAAGGAAUUUCAGAACAACUUCGUCUUCAUUGUGAGAACCACCUACCGUACCUUCUACCUGGUAGCCAAAACUGAGGAGGAGAUGCAGAUCUGGGUGCACAACAUCAGCCAGAUCUGUAACUUUGGACAUCUGGAAGAUGGCACAGGUUCGGUGGAGAGCUUGUCUCACACGACCUCGUCCCCGCAGCCGUCGCCGGCCGCCUCCACGCAUGCCUCCCGCAUCGCCGAUCCCUCCUUCUCGGUCGACCACGCUGCUGCUGACGCGUCUGCCGCAGAGGAAACCCCCAGCGAGUCGGAGUCGGUCUUCCUCCCCGACUACCUCUUCCUCUCCAACUGCGAGUCGGGCAAGCUCAGCCACAACAGGUGUGACAGCUGGUCGAAUUCGGACAGAUCUCUGGAGCAAACGUCAUCGGACGAUGUUUUUGUCGACUCCUUGCAGUCCCAGCCCUCCUUGUACCUUGUACAGCCGUCCAGCGCUGGCACUGUGCACCAGGACGGGGCCCCUUUGGCAAAUCCCAGCACCGUGUCCAGGAACAUAGACAUUAGCGGGCCACCCAGUGACUUUUCCUCCUCUUCUCCACUGCUGGGGACGCCACUGACACCAACUUUUCAGAUUGACAAGAGCCAAAACGCGCUGCCCUACGGUGUAACCCAGCUGGACGUCCUGUCCAACACCCCCCCGCCGCGGCCGCCCAAGCCAACCCACUUCUCAGACAGGAGAGGGGACGAGGUGGGCGGCGGGGCCAUCCAGAACGGGCACGCAGGGAUCUGCCGGGCUCAGGUCGCUCUGGUGCCCAGGAGGAUCUCCUUGUCCAGCUUGGACAACGUGAGGAACUGGAAAGCAGACAUGGAAGGCAGUUCUUUAAGAAGUCGGGAUAAGAGGCUUAGCUUGAAUUUGCCCUGUCGGUUCUCGCCGCUCUACUCGACUGCUUCGGACAGCACGGAGGACAGCUACGUGCCCAUGCGCCCCAGCACCUCUCCCUCUGCGCCCGGCUCCGACUGUUCACCCGACGGCUACAUCCCCAUGAGCCCCGGCUCAGCCACGUUUACCUUCCCUGUCGUCAGCACUGAAAAACUCACCAGCCCAUUACCUGAGCUUCCCUCAGACCUGGAGCCCCCUCCAGUGAACCGAGACCUCAAGCCUCGUAGGAAAUCACGGCCACCUCCUCUGGACUUGAGGAACCUCUCCACGAUCCGGGAGCAUGCUGCCGUGACCAGGAUGUGGACUGUGCCUUACAAUCGAAUGAGCUUUAUCUCACCAGAAAGAGACGGUAUUAAUUCAGCAAGAAUAUUUGCCAAUUCAGUUUCCGGAGAAGAGGAAGAAAGUUACAUUCAUAUGGAACACAGACAGGCAACAUCUCCAUACAGUGGUGCUUUUCCAUGGACAAGGAAAUCUAACCUUGAUUACUUAGCAUUGGAUUUUAAUUCUGCUUCCCCAUCCCCUGUACAGAAGAAACCUUUUCUCUCUGAGGAGCAAAGAGUGGACUAUGUCCAGGUAGAUGAACAGAAGACUCAAGCUUUACAGAACACUAAGCAGGAAUGGACAGAUGAGAGGCAAUCGAAAGUCUAAAGGAAGAAGAUUUGGGAUCUGGAGGAUUAUUUUUUUUGCACUGGAACCACAAUGUUAACGAAGCAGCUAUCACAGUAGAGUUCAAAGGCAGAGAGAGUUGUAAGAUGCUUACGGUCUGUAAAGGAACGGCAUUCUUAAUGGAAACCUUUGAUUUCAACUGGAAAUAGUAUGCUGAAUGAGUGAGUGGUUCACUGAUGAUUAAAGUAAUGCAUUACCCUUUUUACUGCCCUUACCAGUAAGCUACAUGGUACCAUUUUCUGGCAUGAUUCUGCAACAAGUCAUACACUUAAUGUUAACAAAUCCACUACAUGUUGCAUUAAUCUAGUUAGUCCUGCCUUCUCCCUCUGUUGCAUAAUUCCUAGUUGCUAAAGCUAUUUUUUGAUAUUCCUACAAAUACUGCGGGUGCUCAGAGUGCUUUUAUGGCAGUGGGCAUCUGACAGGUAUUGGUGACUAAUCAACUAAGGGCUAAAAAUACUGAAACAAUAAAAAGAACUUUUUGAAUACGUAGUGCUUAAGCAAAGAGAAUUUUGGAAAAUAUUUUUCCCCUGGGUUUAAAAGGUCCGACUCUGAGCUGAUGCUGUCAGAAACUCGAAACAGGACUGUGUACCGAUGGGACUGGAACGCGUGGUCUUUGACCCUCUGGAUGACGGUCAUCGUAUUAGGCUUCUUCUCUCCAUUGUGGCUCAUACUUGUCGCCUUUCUGUCUGAUUCCUACUGAUGUUUUCUCCCCUAUCUUGAGGAGUGUCUUCGGCACAGCACAGCACAGCUGCUCCUCUAGCAGGAGGCUGCAGGCACACAGCUCUUGGCUGGCCAAAAAAUAGAAAGGGAAGCUGUGAGCCUGUUUCUGCAAGUCUUGGGAGAACUGGCAAAGGAUCAAGAAUGCUUUCAUCUGAACUGCAGAAGAAAUGCCAUUGGAAUUGCUGGUAGCAGUCGUCGAACUGAUUGUUUCACUAGACCCCCCCCCCCCCCAAAAAAAAAGAGAAUUAGGAAGUGCAGCGUGCUCCGAGAGAGGCUAGCAGGCUUGCCAAAAUAAAACAACAAUGCGCUUACGCGGCGUGAGGACCUCUGGGUUCAGGAAGCUUAUCUACCUUGGGACUUGUUACAGGCACUAUCUCAGGAUCACAUAUGUGUAUGGUUUGUAACAUAUUUAACUUUAAAAGCUUGGCUGCAAUCUUUAUUUUAAGGUGGCACACAACCACUUGAAUCAUGGAAGUAUGCAGUCCCGCUGAGUGACCCACACUGGAUUUGGUCUUGCAGGCUUUGCUCAUGCAGGUAAGUCCCACUAGCCAUGAGAGGUCUGAUCCUGUCAGCAAGGACAGACAGCCAGGACCCUUACGAAAGGUUUCCUCUUUGACAGUGCCGAGCCACUGGACUCCCUUCACGUGCCUGUUGCUACCACAUUGUAUUACUGUAAUCUGACAUCCCAAAAAUGCUGAUUUACCAAACAGAGGUUGCAGAAAUGUCAUUGCAGAAACCACUGGCAUUUCAAGGCUCCUACUUACUGUCCUCCGCGCACCCAUUCUGCUUCAGCCAUUUGGGCACUCUGGGAGGCUGAGAGACACGGCCGAGUCGCAUGUCCUGCUGGGAGAGACAGGGUAGCUAGCAGAAACACCAUUUUUCUCCUACCUCAAGAGAGCUGAAGUGCUUGCAAGUCUCGCUGCUUCUUUAGCGCAAAUACAAAGCUGGGGAUCUGUGGUGACCAGGCUCUUAUUAGCUUACCCUGCGAGAACAACGAGGUUCACCAGCGCCUUUAUUGACUCCGGGGCAAACCGGGCACCCAGGCCUGCGGGCGUAAAGUGUCCUGACUAGAGCUGCUUGGAAAACCGGGAUUUAUACUGCAGAGCGCUGACCUGCGGCUUCCUCCUACUCUGCUCCUCCCCCACCCACCAAAGCUCUAAAAUGAAAGUUAAUGCUCAUAAAAGUUUUGAAAGGAAUGCAGACAUUUCCGUAUAAAUCUUGUCUGUCUGGUGUGAAAUUUAGUUUGUUAAAACCCACUCGUUUUGUCCGAAAACUGAUUUAGGAGAGCUCUGAGCAACCGUGCCCUGGGUGUGGUGUUGCUGCAGGGGAAGUGGGUUUGGGGAGAGGCGGUGGAGAUCUGCGCCUCC
Molecule: messenger RNA, 7446 nt
Organism: Aquila chrysaetos chrysaetos
Lineage: Eukaryota; Metazoa; Chordata; Aves; Accipitriformes; Accipitridae
Gene: GAB3
Product: GRB2 associated binding protein 3
Exons: 10
Coding region: 3653-5341 (562 amino acids)
Source: RefSeq, a predicted model, not a curated record